AUGGAGGCCUUCCAAAUCUGCCCAGUGACUAACUACUACGAAAGGAUCCUUCUACCAGUGUCCUACAGCCUUGUGUUUCUGCUGGGCUUGGGUUUGAACUGUGCCCUGCUGUGGCGUGUGUGCUGUCGGACGCGCCGCUGGAGCAGCACGGAGAUCUACAUGACCAACCUCGCCGUGGCGGAUCUCCUCUACGUGCUGGCCUUGCCCCCUCUCAUCAUCAGCAAUUCCAUGAGCGGCCUGUGGCCUUUCGGCAACAUCAUCUGCAAAACAGUCAGAUUUUUCUUUUUUGUCAACCUUCACUGUAGCAUGAUGUUUCUCACCUGCGUCAGCGUGCACCGUUUCCUUGGGGUGUGCUUCCCUAUCGUCGCUGUGCGCCUCAGGACUAAAAAACUUGCCCUCUUUGCGUCGGGCUCUGUUUGGAUCCUGGCCACCGCUGAGAUAUUACCGACACUGGUCUUUGCGCACACGGGUGUGAUUAACAACAUGACUGUGUGCUUUGAAAUGACAAACCCUGGACAAUUUAAGGUUUACUUCCCCUAUGGGCUGUUUUUAGCUAUAGUGGGUUUUCUGAUACCAUUCAUGGUCGUUAUCACCUGCUACUUCUCCAUUAUGAAGGUGCUUUAUUGUAGGGCCGCGGACAGCAUCUCUAAUGCCAGGAUAGCUCGUAUGCGCAACAAGUCCCUGUACACCCUCUUAAUUGUGUUCCUCAUGUUUGUGGUAUGUUUUGUGCCAUAUCACAUUAUUCGGACCGUCUACUUGUUUGUGAGGGUCUACAUGCCCGGAGACUGUCGUCUUCUGAACGUGGUCAUGAUCUCCUUCAAUGUCUGUAAGCCCCUGGUCAGUUUUAACUGCUGCGCAAACCCUCUCCUCUACUUUUUGGGCACUGAUCGUCACCGUCAGAAGCUGCGGGCCUGUUGGUGGAGGAGGAAGAAGAGAGUGCAACCCAGCGUGUGUCUGGUGGAUGUAGGCAGCCUAAACAGGAGCGCAGGGUAG
Molecule: messenger RNA, 993 nt
Organism: Micropterus dolomieu (smallmouth bass)
Lineage: Eukaryota; Metazoa; Chordata; Actinopteri; Centrarchiformes; Centrarchidae
Product: P2Y purinoceptor 3-like
Exons: 1
Coding region: 1-993 (330 amino acids)
Biological process (GO): G protein-coupled receptor signaling pathway
Cellular component (GO): plasma membrane
Molecular function (GO): G protein-coupled receptor activity
Source: RefSeq, a predicted model, not a curated record